Diabrotica balteata is the source of this 3882-nucleotide messenger RNA. The record is from the annotation of a GenBank genome assembly. NCBI's taxonomy places the organism in Eukaryota, Metazoa, Arthropoda, Insecta, Coleoptera, Chrysomelidae.
AUGCGUGUGAGAGAGAGACCAGGGACGUAUAAUCCUCAAGUUGAACAAAUAUCUCCAACCUUUCCUGAUCAAUUAACUCAAGAUGACCAAGCAUUUAGAACCACUAAAGAUGAACUAAUUCAGCAAAUAGGGAAAGUUGACCGAGAAAUUGCAAAAGCAGAGUCACAAAUUACUAUCUUAAAAAAGAAGCAGACAGAAUUGGAAGAAUUGGCCAAAAAACCUGCUGUUAAAUUAGAAGUAGAGGAAGAUACCACGCCGAAACAUCAAAGUUUACCUCAGAAAAUAUAUGCAGAAAAUAGGAAAAGAGCACAGAAUGCACAUGCACAGCUGGAUUCCUUAGGACCGAAUGUAGAAUGGCCACUUUACAACCAACCAAGUGACGCUCCCGUAUACAAUGAAAACAAAAGAAGAAAUGCCUCAUUUAAACGAAGACUUCUAGAAUACUUUAAAAAAAAAAAUAGCGAAAAGGAAUCACGGAAUUUAUACUUGACUGAUACAUAUAGCAGAAUGAUGCAAGAAUGGUUAAGGAAAGUAGAUAAAAUAGAAUUGAGCACAAAAAGGAAGGCAAAAGAGAUAAAAAACCGAGAGUUCUUUGAAAAAAUAUUUCCAGAAUUAAGAAAACAGAGAGAAGAUAAGGAAAGGUUCAACCGUGUUGGAGCUCGAGUAAAAUCAGAGGCGGAUAUGGAAGAAAUAAUGGACAAUUUACAAGAGCAGGCUCUAGAAGACAAAAAAAUGAGGAGUUAUGCUGUAAUACCACCAAUUUUAAUUGACAAAAACGAAAGGAAACUUAGAUACGAUAACCAUAACGGGUAUCUGGAUGACAUGGAAGAGGUCUAUAAGAGUAGGAAGUUUCUUAAUGUUUGGACAACAGCUGAAAAGGAACUUUUUAAAGAAAAGUAUUUACAGCAUCCAAAAAAUUUUGGAAUUAUAGCGUCAUAUUUAGAUAGAAAGUCAGUGUCAGAUUGUGUACAGUACUAUUAUUUAAGUAAAAAGACCGAAAAUUACAAACAGUUAUUUAGGAAAGCAAGGCAGCGGACAAGAAGCUCUAGAAAUACUACCCAGAAAAUUAAUAGUGGUUCCAAUACUUCUGUUAUUGACAUUUUGACGACGGGUGUCACUACCCGUCUUCAACGAGAGCAACAAGCAAGAACAGUGGUACAGCCAUCGUCUAGAAUUGAAUCAUCUUCAAAUCAACUUCAGCUACCUAUCAGUGAAUCCGCUGCCUUAGUGGCUACUCCGCCAUCGGCAUCAACUCCAACGCCUUCUGCUACUACGGUAACGCCCACAAUUUCAUCAAUAGGAAGUCCCUUAGGGCUGGCAUCAACAACACCAACCACAGCAGGCGCAAUGCCCACAUCUUCACCUACCGCGUCUGCGACAUGUUCGGAAAUGUCUUUUACUAGUACUUCCGUGAUCUCCAGUAAUACCAAUGGGAUAUCUUCAGUAAUGGUUACCAACACUAUAGAGGAAGAUCAUACUACAACUCCCGAAAUGACGUUUUCUACAAUAACCUUUAGUACACCUACUACUUCGAUGAAUGACUCAACAAAACCAAAGAUUUUCUUAGGGUUUUCUGAGACACCAAUAUCUCCAACAAUUGUAAAGGAUGAAUCAAUGUCUCCAACAAAAGGUACAUAUACUUUCGACAGUGAAGAUCUAAAAUCAGAAAGUAUUAACUUACUUAGCUCGCCUGCCAUAAAACAAGAGAUUGUAGAUGUACUGACUCCCAAAAAUGAUGGAAAUUCACAAGAAAUCUUUAGGGGUCAUUCUUAUAUGCCCUGUGAUCAAGACUUGGAAUUUGUUAAACUAAAUAUUAAAAAACAUGGCAAAAUUUAUUCAAUUGAGAUUGAAGUCAGUUAUAAGACAUUAAAUAGGAAUAAAAUCAACCCAUGCAACUUGGGAGUUGGUGUUUCAGAAGUUAAGUAUAUUAGAGAUGGAGGAGUUGCUAUAAGAUGUACGGGUAAUGGAAAAGAAAAUGUACAGGAUGUCUGUAAUAAUAUAAAAAUGUCAUUGGGCCAGUCCUAUGAUGUAAAAGUACCUGAAAAGAUGAAUCCCAGAAUAGUAGUGGUUAACUUAGAUAAAAAGGAUAUAGAAGAUGAAGAUCUUCUAAUUGAAAAAAUUGUAGUACAAAAUGGUAUAACAACAGAACCAAGUUCCUAUGAUGUAAAAGUACCUGAAAAGAUGAAUCCCAGAAUAGUAGUGUUUAACUUAGAUAAAAAGGAUAUAGAAGAUGAAGAUCUUCUAAUUGAAAAAAUUGUAGUACGAAAUGGUAUAACAACAGAACCAAGUGUACGAGAACUAAAGGUAAUCCAUACUAUGAAAAACAGAAAAGGAAUGUAUAAAGGACAUAACUUCCCGUCUAAAGAAGACCUCACUUUUAAAAAAGACCUAGUUGUGAACUGGCUCAACAAACACAAAUACGAGCCAGCAGAAAAUCUGACGAUUGACACUGACACCCAAACUGACCCGUGGCAUGGAGGCUCCCAGAAAAGAAUCAGUAAAUUAGAUAAUAUCAACAGUUUUGAAACCUGGGAAGAAACGGCUAACCUGACAUGGGAUGACAAGGUAUACAAGAGGACCAAUGUAGUUAUCGGUAAUCCUAUUACCACCGGAAACGACAUCGUUAAGGUCGUCAUGGUAGAACCAAACGACCCUCAAAUGAGCAACAGUAUUCAGAGGCUAUAUAGGGAUAAAUACCCAGAGUUGGCAGAACUUGAAGCAGAUUAUGAAGUACUCGAGCAAAGCACUACAAUUAAAUCAAAAGGGGCAAAGGAGACCAAAAAAAUAAUAAAAAUUAAACAAAAUGGGGACAGAAAACAAAUCUGGGAAAAAAUCAACAUGGUGAAGGAAGAAGUGGGUCAACAAGGUAAGGUCGCUCUCCACCAUGUUAAUGCCAUGUCGGUAGAUGAACUCCGGAAAAUGUGUGAAAUAAUUUUCCAAAAAACAGAGGUGACUGUAAACAUCCAUACUACGAACAAACGGAAGGAGAGGGCCACAUACGGUAUGAUUGUUACCAAAAAAGAUGCCGCUUAUAAGGACAUACUACAGACUGUGAAAACAGCUGUAAAGUCAACUGGCGCAGCAGAGGCCGUACACUCGCUCAGAAGCACAAAAGAGGGAAAACUUCUCAUCACCAUGGAGAAAGACCAAGCAACACUACAAAAAAUAAAAACUGCCCUUGGAACAACAGAGGAAGGUCUCAGAGCAUUCCAAAUAGGAGAAGAACACAUAACGGAAACCAUACAUAUAAGAGGCAUGGCAGAGGAUGCCACGACGGAGGAGGUUAUCGAGGCAUUCCAAGAGCAAAUAGGUAAGUGGGAAGACCACUACAAGAUAGGAAAGAUGCGACCACUGAGGGGCAACACCCUUGCCACAACAAUUGUCAUCCCGGCCAGAGUAGCUAAAAUACUUUUGAGCAGAGAUUUUCUCAGAGUUGGGGUAUGUAGAUGCAGAGUCGAGAAAAGACUAAAACUAAAAAGAUGUAGCAGAUGUUGGGCAUACACGCAUGACACCGAUAAAUGUCGAGGCCCUGAUAGGAGUGGUAUGUGUUACCGUUGCGGUAAAUCAGAGCACGAAGCAGAGAAGUGUCAAGAGGAAGAAAGGUGCGUUCUUUGUAAUGACGCCCAUAGAACUGGCAGCAUGGACUGCACACAUUUUAAGAAGGCCCUUCAGGAGGCGAGAUAUCAUGAAAAACUUAGAAAACAGCAAGAAGAAUACGCGGAUGUCUUCCCUCCUACGCUCACUCCCAUACCUCCUUUCCCUUCUCCAAACAAGGUUCAUGUUAACUCCCUUUUGGAGUCCUCCAAAUCUCUAUGCGACGAAGCUACAGCUACCUUUAGUGUAGUGACGUUGUCACAGGGAGUCCUGACAACUUCAGUCUAA